GAUUUCCGUCUCACCGGUAUGCUCCACUGCCAUCAGCUCUGACGACUGGGACGAGACAUGUCCUACCACGUCACGUCAUACCUGCUGUCAUCUUCAGCUGGUCUUGCCCAAGCCUGCCUCACCGCAGGUUUAUCUGUCUGCCCGCCGGGUGCAAAGGAGUGGGUAAACAAACCCGAUGCCAUGAUUGGAGAAUCAAUUCUCGGCCGGGGAACUUGUUUGGAUCAGCACAAGGAGACCGGGUCUUUCUCUUGUGUCUCCACGACCCUUCAACUCCACUCACCUGCAGAUGGUCUCACAAAUUCCCAUACGGCUAAAAGCACCCGUACCAGCACGGCGGGUAACCCCAUCAGAUCAUCAGAUGAACUUUGUCAUCGAUCACACAGCUGGCCCUUUAAUCUUCCUCGUCCUCCCCAACGGAGUACCCGAGACACGGGGAACACAGAACACUGGGAAGAAACACGCUUUCCUUGGUCAUCCUCCCCACCUGCUUGAUAGAACUGACCGUCACUACGACAACCAUCUCACAUAACCCCCGAGAUGGGAUGUACAAAAGUACAAAUAUCUCAAAAGUACAAAUAUCUUCUUGUGGAUAUCUUGUCAACAUUAACAUUAUAGGAGGGAAGACAGGCAGCGCCAUCCAACAAGCCCGACUAUGAGCGAGCGACACGGCCGUUGGAACCCUCUUCUCCCUGCUCCUCUCCAGCCCCAUCUCAAGAGCGGUGUGUUGUGUGUGUAC
This is a messenger RNA of Phialemonium atrogriseum, 736 nucleotides long. RefSeq lists its product as uncharacterized. NCBI's taxonomy places the organism in Eukaryota, Fungi, Ascomycota, Sordariomycetes, Cephalothecales, Cephalothecaceae. The record is from RefSeq and is a predicted model, not a curated record. The coding region runs from base 58 to 492 and encodes 144 amino acids. The transcript is spliced from 3 exons.